ACUUCGAUCUGUAAGUUCUGUAAUUCAGUCCUAGUUUCUCUCUUCCUCCGCUUCUCCAAGUUUUCUUGAAGAUGGUCACUGAAGACCAGAAGAGGUAUUGUCUGUUAAUGGCAGCAAGGGACUCUGAAUAUGUGAAGAAAGUGUAUGGGGGAUACGUUAAUGUAUUUCUUAAAGCAUUUGCAGAAGGAGAACAAUGGGACUUGUUUAGGGUUGUUGAUGGAGAGUUCCCUGACAUGGAUGAGCUCCACAAAUACCAUGGUUUUGUCAUCAGUGGUAGCCCUUAUGAUGCUUAUGGAAAUGAAAUGUGGAUCUUGAAACUUUGCUUUCUUUUGCAAACACUUGAUGCCAUGGAAAAGAAGGUGCUUGGCAUAUGCUUUGGGCACCAGGUGUUGUGCAGAGCAUUGGGUGGUAAGGUUGGGAAAGCUCACUGUGGAUGGGAUCUUGGUUUGAGGAAAAUCAGAAUUGUGGAAGACUUGCCCUUGUGUAGCCUCUUUGGUGUCCUUGAAGAAAUCCCACCUUCACUUACCAUCAUUGAGUGUCAUCAAGAUGAGGUAUGGGAGGUACCUUUGGGAGCUGAGGUUAUUGCCUUCUCAGAGCAGACUGGAGUGGAGAUGUUUGUAAUUGGAGACCAUAUAUUAGGCAUUCAAGGCCACCCUGAAUAUACCAAAGACAUCUUAUCUAAUAUCAUUGAUCGCCUUGCUCUCAACGACUCUGUAGAUAAAGAAUUUGCUGAGAAUGCGAAAUCAAGACUGGAGAUUAAUGGAGAACCAGAUAGGAAUUCUUUGGAGAAGAUUUGCAAGAACUUUCUUAAGGAGGAGGGGAGCGGUAUAAUUAGUCCUCCUCACUGGCCUACUACACAUAAAUAA
Messenger RNA from Telopea speciosissima, 866 nucleotides. RefSeq names its product gamma-glutamyl peptidase 3-like. Gene Ontology annotation, cellular component: cytosol. The transcript is spliced from 4 exons. Lineage: Eukaryota; Viridiplantae; Streptophyta; Magnoliopsida; Proteales; Proteaceae. Bases 72 to 866 code for a protein of 264 amino acids. The record is from RefSeq and is a predicted model, not a curated record.